Messenger RNA from Maniola jurtina (meadow brown), 1837 nucleotides. RefSeq names its product retinol dehydrogenase 11-like. The transcript has 5 exons. Lineage: Eukaryota; Metazoa; Arthropoda; Insecta; Lepidoptera; Nymphalidae. The record is from RefSeq and is a predicted model, not a curated record. Bases 222 to 1181 code for a protein of 319 amino acids.
AGCCAGUGGGAGUAGCUGACCUUGAUGUCUUGAUCUUCUUGAAACGGAAUAAAACAUUUUGAAUUCCGAAUUUGAGCCAAGAACAUUGCAGUCUGAUUCGAAUUUCGACCAAGUUUAUUAUUUUAUGUUGACUUGAAAGUUGAAACUUUUAAAAAGUGAUUUUCCAUAGUGAAUCUCUAGUGUACCCUACUUGUGUAAUUUCGAAAAUAUAGUUUUUAAUCAUGCCUUUAUUUAGCGGACGUUGUUACAGUAAUGUCAAAUUGGCAGGCAAAACCGCUAUUGUUACAGGAUGCAAUACAGGGAUAGGAAAAGAAACUGUACUGGAUUUUUAUAAAAGAGGUGCUAAAGUAAUAAUGGCAUGUAGAAACAUAGACAAAGCUGAAGCUGCGAAGAACGAUAUAGAACAGACCUGCAAAGAUUUACCAGAGAAAGGUGAUCUUGUGGUCGAAAAAUGUGACUUAACCUCUCUAAAAUCUGUUCGAGAAUUUUCGAAGAAAAUCUUAGAUACAGAACCUUAUGUGAACAUACUUGUGAACAAUGCGGGUGUAAUGAUGUGUCCGAAGGGGGUCACGGAGGAUGGGUUUGAGACUCAGUUUGGCACUAACCACUUGGGUCACUUUCUUCUGACGAUGCUGUUAUUGCCUUGUAUAAAGAACAGUACUCCGGCAAGGAUUGUUACUGUGUCUUCAGCAGCUUAUAUUAGAAAUGAUAUAAACUUUGAUGAUUUGAACUAUGAGAAAAGAAAUUAUAAUGCAGGAGAAGCAUAUUCACAGAGCAAACUUGCAAAUAUUCUGUUUUCGAGAGAGCUAGCAGCUAAGCUUAAGGCCCACAAUAUAGAAGGUGUAAAUACGUACAGUUUGCACCCCGGCGUUAUAAGGACAGAGCUUGGGCGGCAUAUGGAUGAGAUGCUAUUCAAAGGUGCUAGAAGAAUUGUUGGUGCUCUUUUCUACCCAUUUUUUAAAUCACCAGAACUUGGCGCGCAAACAACAAUUUAUUGCGCAGUGGAUGAGAAAUGCGCAAACGAAACUGGAUUAUACUAUAGCGAUUGCGUGGUAAAAAAUCUUAACAGAAGGGGCCUCAAUGAUGAAAGCGCGAAGAAACUGUGGGAAAAAUCGGUGGAACUUGUGAAAUUGGAUUUUGAUCCAUUUACUGCAGUCCAUUCUGGUGUCGCCAGUAAAUAAGGGAUGUCGACUUCAUUCCAACAAAUACUCGAAUUCUAGUAUAGAGUGUUUGUCUACUAAAGCGGAGCGGAGCGAAGCGAAGAACUUGCUUGCUAAGCAACCGUUUUGAAGUUUGAUAAAAAGUGUUUACGAUUAUCAGUUAUCAUACUGUAGCUGUCAUUUUACCGUAAUCAAGUUCUGAUUGGUCUAUUGAACACGUCUCCGCUCUGCUUCGCUUUAGUUGACAGGCAACCCUACUAUAAAUUACUUUUAAUCUGUGAUCUUUUUUAGGGAUUCCUUGUAAAACAAGGUUAUACUCUUACAAUUCCGUCCAGUCUGUCUGUUCGUGUGUCACACUCAUUUUAAAAAUAAACUUAAGAGCUAUCAUAAAGUUUAAAUUCAGCACGGUUGUAGAAACAUAUUAGCGCCACGCUAACAUGUCUCUAAUGUUUUUGAAAAAAUAAAUUCAGGCUACCUCUUUAACAUAAAAGAUGUGACCAAAAAUCUCUAUUCCCAGCCAAAUCGUUUCAGUCAUAGUUGCGCUAAGGCGUAACGAACAUCCAAAUUUUCACAUUUAAGUAUAAUAUUCAUAUUAGGAUUAGGUCUAUUUUUACAAUAUUUUGUGAUCAAGAAUUAUUGUGCAUAAGUAAUAUUUAUUUUCUUAUUCGCAGUUUUUU